Messenger RNA from Perkinsus marinus ATCC 50983, 1257 nucleotides. Its product is annotated as Sulfite oxidase, putative. The record is from RefSeq and is a predicted model, not a curated record. The transcript is spliced from 11 exons. NCBI's taxonomy places the organism in Eukaryota, Perkinsozoa, Perkinsida, Perkinsidae. The coding region runs from base 1 to 1257 and encodes 418 amino acids. Gene Ontology annotation, molecular function: heme binding; oxidoreductase activity; molybdenum ion binding. Gene Ontology annotation, cellular component: mitochondrion.
AUGGCGGUUGCUCUACUGGUCGGUUCUGCUCUAACUCCGUGUGACUCUGGCACUUUCUGUGAGGAAUCGGCUGUAGAGGGUGUCGAGGGGAAAUGGCAUCCCCAUUUUGGCGAGCCUGUUGACGGUUUAAAGACCUAUAAGAUUGCUCAGGUUGCUGAACACAACAAGGAGGGCUCCACUGUAUGGGUUACGUUCAAGCAAGGCGUAUAUGAUAUUACGGAAUUCGUCGCAAAACACCCCGGAGGAAAAGAUAAAAUUCUCAUGGCCGCGGGUGGAGCUGUAGACGAAUUUUGGCGACUAUAUAGGCAGCAUUUACAACUGCCGGAAAUCAGCUUUAUGCUGGAGGAGAUGAGAAUAGGCAAUCUUGAUCCAGAGGAGUAUGCCCAAGCUAAUCUUGAGUCAGUGAAGAGUCUGGGGUGGAAUCCUGGAGCAAUUUCUAACGCCAUCUGGACCGGCCCACGGUUGAGGGAAGUAUUACAGUACGUUUAUGGUGAUAUGGGAGUACCGGAUGAGGUCACCACUGAUGGCCAUGUCCAGUUUUGGGGAAGAGAUGGUGAUGGUCAACACAAUUAUGGAGCAAGUGUGCCGGCCCCUAAAGUAUUUAGUGAUAAUGGUGAUGUUAUAUUGGCUCUUGAGAUGAAUGGCGAGCCGCUGCCUAUCGAUCAUGGCUGGCCUGUUAGAGUUCUUGUGCCGGGGUCGGCUGGAGCCAGGAAUGUCAAGUGGUUGUCUAGAGUGUGUUUGGAGUUGGAGGAGAGUCCAUCGUUCUGGCAGAAGAAUGAUUAUAAAUUUUUACAAGUGAGCUUUGAACACAGUGAGGACAAUGCGGAAGAUGCGGAGGCCCUGCAAAUGAUCAGAACGAGUUUGUAUGCAAAGGGUGAGGUCGCGGGUUCGAACCCCGGUAACGGCAUUUUAACUCGCUUUAUGUACGCUUAUUCUGGUGGUGGGCGGCGAGUCAAAGAGGUUGACGUAUCAAUCGAUGGAGGAAAGACCUGGAGUCAAGCGAUGAUGGAGGGGCAUCCUGAAGUGAGACAUGACCGCAAUUGGUCGUGGGUACUUUGGUCCGCGGUGAUUUCCAUACCACCUGGUCUCAUCAACGUUGGAACACCAGAAGAGGAGGAAGAGGUUGAAAUAAUCGUUCGGGCUUUCGAUGAUGCUAACAAUACUCAACCGGAGAGGUCCGCGACUAUCUGGAAUGUCCGAGGCUUGGUCAACAACUCGUGGCAUAAGGUGAAGGUUAGAGUCAGUCGGGAAAUGUGA